GAGCGCAGGCGCUACAGGUCUCCGAUAGGGGCGCGAGCAGUAGUCGGACGUCAGCGAGCAAGCGCAGCAGGUCCCCGGCAAGGGACGCGCGCCGCUGCGGGACUCAGCACGCAGGCGCAGGGUCCUCCCUACUAAGGGCUGGUGCCGGCGCGGUAUUAGCGCGCAGGCGUCCCGCCGGGGGCGGAGCCCAAGAAGCGGGCAGUGUAUUUCCGGUUCCGGGAGCAACGAACGGCCGCGGCGGCGACAGCUACCGCUUGAGGAAGAGGCUGCGGAGGAGGAAGAAGAGGAGCAGGGCAAGGCGGGAGUCACAGGCGGGACCGUUGUCAUGGGUCCGCGAACCUAGAGCGGCGGGAGCUACCGGCCCGGUGCCGAACUGGGUGCUGCUGCUUCCCGUGGCCCCAAUGGCUGAAGACUGGCUGGACUGCCCAGCCCUGGGCCCUGGCUGGAAGCGCCGUGAGGUCUUUCGCAAGUCAGGUGCCACCUGUGGACGCUCAGACACCUAUUACCAGAGCCCUACAGGAGACAGGAUCCGAAGCAAAGUUGAGCUGACCCGAUACCUGGGUCCUGCGUGUGACCUCACCCUCUUCGACUUCAAACAAGGCGUCCUGUGCUAUCCAACCCCCAAGGCCCAUUCCUUGGCUGUCCCCAGCAAGAAGCAGAAGAAGCCUUCAAGGCCAGCCAAGGCUCGGAAACGUCAGGUUGGACCUCAGAAGAGUGAGGUCAGGAAGGAGGCCCCAGGGGAUGAGACCAAGGCUGACACUGACACAGCUCCAGCUUCGCUCCCUGCACCCGAGUGCUGUGAGAACUGUGGAAUUAGCUUCUCAGGGGAUGGUAUCCGAAGGCAGCGGCUCAAGACGUUGUGCAAGGACUGCCGAGCGCAGAGAAUUGCCUUCAACCGGGAGCAGAGGAUGUUUAAGCGAGUGGGCUGUGGGGAGUGUGCAGCCUGCCAGGUAACCGAGGACUGCGGGGCCUGCUCCACCUGCCUUCUGCAGCUGCCCCAAGACGUGGCCUCGGGGCUGUUCUGCAAGUGUGAGCGGAGACGGUGCCUCCGAAUUGUGGAAAGGAGCCGAGGAUGUGGAGUGUGCCGGGGCUGUCAAACUCGAGAGGACUGUGGCCGUUGCCGAGUUUGCCUUCGCCCUCCCCGCCCUGGUCUCAGGCGCCAGUGGAAGUGCAUCCAGCGGCGCUGCCUACGGGGUAAACAUGGCCGCCGCAGGGGAGGCUGCGACUCCAAGAUGGCUGCCAAACGGCGUCCCCAAACCCAGCCACUGCCUCCACCUCCCCCAUCUCAGCCUCAAGAAUCCCCAGAGCUGCACCCCAGAGCCCUGGUCCCCUCGCCACCUGCCGAGUUCAUCUAUUACUGUGUAGACGAGGACGAGCUACAGCCUUACACGAAUCGCCGGCAAAACCGCAAGUGUGGGGCCUGUGCAGCCUGCCUGCGGCGGAUGGACUGUGGCCACUGCGACUUCUGCUGUGACAAGCCCAAAUUUGGGGGCAGCAAUCAGAAGCGCCAGAAGUGUCGUUGGCGCCAGUGCCUGCAGUUUGCCAUGAAGCGGCUGCUGCCAAGUGUCCGGGCAGGGUCUGAGGAUGGGGCAGGGUUGCCCCCACCUUACCCUCGUCGAAAGAGGCCUAGCUCUACACGACGGCCCCGUCUGAAGCCCCCCUUGGCCACGCCGACAGCCCGACCAGACCGUGCCCAGACUCCAAUGAAGCAGGAAGCAGGCAGUGGCUUUGUACUGCCCCCACCUGGCACCGACCUUGUGUUCUUACGGGAGGGUGCAAGCAGUCCUGUGCAGGUGCCUGGCCCUGCCCCAGCUUCCAGAGAAGCCGUAUUGCAGGAGGCCCAGUGCCCUGGCCUGAGUUGGGUUGUGGCCUUACCCCAGGUGAAGCAAGAGAAGGCGGAUGCCCAGGAAGACUGGACACCGGGCACAGCCGUCCUGACUUCUCCUGUAUUGCUGCCUGGCUGCCCCAGCAAGGCAGUAGACCCAGGCCUGCCACCUGUGAAGCAGGAGCCACCCGACCCUGAGGAGGACAAGGGAAAGGAGAGCAAGGAUGACUCCGCCUCUGACUCGGCCCCAGAGGAGGAGGCAGGAGGGGCUGGCACACCCGUGAUCACGGAGAUUUUCAGCCUGGGUGGAACCCGCCUUCGGGACACAGCAGUCUGGUUGCCAAGGUCCAAGGACCUUAAAAAACGUGGAGCUAGAAAGCAGUAGACUGGAGGCUUCUGCAGACUGUAGGAUUCAAGUCUGCAGGGCAGGCAAUCGGGAAGGGAAGAUGGACAUAAAGUGUGGGAGACCAAGGACAUAUUGGCGCCCACGAGCACGAGCUGGAACCCACGAGGAUGGCCUGGAACCCAUGUCAGUCUCUCACCACCUCCAACUUCGAUGAUGUGGGUGUCCUGCAGAAGAAGCUGGUGCCCUUCAUCACAGAGUUAAAUAUGCGUCUGGCCCGGGAAUUAGAGAAGCUGAAGGAAGAUUCCGGGGAAGGUGGAGCAGCUGCAGGCCUGGCUGCAGGCCUGCCUGCUGCCCCACACCAACGAGGUGAGCCAGCAGAUAUAUGACAACAUGUGUGAACUGCAACAGCGCCUGGUGCCCCUGCACCAGCCUUUCAAGUGUAAAAACAGUAUGCUGCUGCUUCACUUCUGCCCUCCAAUUAUCACGCAGAAUGUCUCUGGUGGCCCAUCCUAACUGGAAGCAUACAGGGAAGGGAGUUCUGGGAAACAUAGCCUAGUCAAGGUGACACGUUACAAAGCCACCCUGCCAUGAAUCAGCUCCCAAGGGUCUCACUGCUCACCUGAGGAUAACUUGAUAAAGCUACGUUGCUGAAAAUGCAAAGCUGAAGACCAUGGAUUUCAUGGUGACCCCAGCAAGUACAGAAAUUCUCUCAAGCCCACCCAGAAAAAACUUGCUGGUCUCGGCUAUUUUUGUGUCAUUCAAGUAUUGAGAACCCAGCCCAUGGUAGGCACUGUACUUAAUACUAGGAUACAGGAAUGAGAAAGAUAUAGUCCAUACAAUUUUAUUAAAUGCAUCAAUAUGUAUUACAAAUGGUGAAUGGAUUUCCAACUUUAUCAUGGAAUUUAGUGGUGAAAAUAGAGAAUUCAGGAAACUAUCAGGAGGACAGCCCUUGCUUGAACCUUGUUGGGGCACAAUAGGAAUUGGAAAUAAUAUGGUUUCUAUGUCUAAGCUGUUGUAUUUUAAAGUUAUUUUUAAAUGAUUUAUAUUGUCCUAUUUA
Ceratotherium simum simum (southern white rhinoceros) is the source of this 3228-nucleotide messenger RNA. The record is from RefSeq and is a predicted model, not a curated record. Lineage: Eukaryota; Metazoa; Chordata; Mammalia; Perissodactyla; Rhinocerotidae.